AUGAUUCCUUUGAUUCUAGUUCAAUCGGUUGUUUCUGAUUGCGAAUGCUCGGCUACAGGUUAUUGGUCAGCUUGGGCGAAUAAUGGCGACUGUGUGCCUGGUUGGAUUUGGCUUCAAACGGGCACCGCAGAGAGCACAAUCAGACAACAAGUCAACUUCACGUGCGGAUACUUUGGACGUCAGAUCCAAAAACGAGAGUGCCUAUCAGCACAAAGGGGAUGCGAAUGCAGCGGUGAUGCUUCUCGGGUGAUUCCGUGCGGUGAUUCGACUCCAUGCAAUGAUCCACGAUUCGCUACACUGAUUUGUCAAGAUGGAUUUGAGCUAACUGAUGGCCAGUGUGUCCCAUCGUCUCCAUCGACCGAUCCACCCGUUGUCGUCGAUCCAAGUGCAGACGAUCCAUCGUGCACCGUUCAACCAGUAUGUUCCUGUCCGAGUGGAGGUGUUUGGAGUGAUUGGCAGAAUUCAUCCACUUGCCCACUGAUGCCAACUUUUUACCGAAUCAACGAGAGUUUCCCGUUUACACAAGCCACCACAUCUCCUAUUGGAUGCGGCUCGUGUCAAGUUCAACUCCAAGAACGAACAUGCCUCUCAGAACAGCUCGGAUGUCCUUGCAGUGGAGUAGCGUGGCGCUGGCGCAGGUGUAAUCCAUCGAUUUGUCUUUUUCCCUUGCAAACCUGUUGCGACGAUGUUGAUGGAAUCAAAAGGACGCUAGUCAUAGAACAAAAAACAUACUUAUGCCUACCCACUCCAUCAACACUUUGGGAUGACGCAUCGACGUCGCCUAGUCUCUCGACAUUGACAAAUUGUAGUACUACUACUUUGAUGCCUACCACAACAACAACAACAACAACUACAACUACUACAACAACAACUACAACUACAACAACAACUAGCACUACUACAACGACCACAACAACCAAAACGACCACCACAACAACAACUACAACGAAAACUACCACUAAACCGACUAAAACCACAAUUAAAACUACUACUAAGCCUACAACUACGACCCCUAAGACUACGACAAAAACUACGACAACGACAACAAUUCGCCCAACGACAAAGACGACGAAAACUACAACUAGAUUGACAACGAGACCGACAACACUAGCACCGUGCAAAUGCACGAUUCCCAUUUCCGGGCGUCCACCAAAUCCCGUUCCACCACUGCCACAGGGAAUAAGUGGCACAUGUGCACCAACGGUCGCUCAAUUCGGCUGCAUGCUGGUUGGACCUCCGACCGCCGAUUUGGCUACCUAUACCAUCUACGAUGAUCACGGAAAAGCGAUCAAAACGGUUUCCUUUUGCGUUUCUCAAUGGCAGCAGCACAUUCUACAGGGUACAUGUGACACAAGUCCUUCACCGGGAGCUGUGAAUAACUUCAGAAAAUACAAUGGUAUUCGUAUCGCGUACAUCAAUUGCCAAGUCGUCGAAACCCUAAAUUUCUACAUGGAAUCUUUUCUUCUCUGCAAGAUGCCAGAAUGUGGACAAAAAGUCAAGAAACAUGCUCUCAAAUCCCACGCCACCACUCAUCAUCCAACGAAGAGAUUCCGUUGUUCGAUUUGCAAUUAUCGAGAACGACUGAAGAAGAAUGUCGAGAUGCAUCAAGACAAUCGACACAAUGGACAGGGAGAAGUCAUCGAUGAGAAAAAUGAUGAGUAUUUGGAAAUUUUGGAGACAAUUAUGGAGCAAUGUUUCCCAUAUGGAACCACGGAAUCUGAGGAAGAGAGCGAUGUGGAGGAAAGUGAUGAGGAAGAAUCUCUUUCAAAAACUGUCAACAAUAAAGACCUGCUUGUCUUUCUUGAACCAGCUCCAAGCACCGUGAUGCUAAGGCAGAAAAACGCUUUCACUUGUCAGAUGCCAGCUUGUGGGCAAAAGAUCUCACCUGGGAAGAGUAUGUUCGGUUUUCAAGCACAUGCUCUUGUACAUCAUCCAAAUAAAAGAUUUCGAUGUACAGUAUGCGAUUUCGAAGCUCAUCAGAAAGGUGGCAUUCUGCGACACCAAGAAGUAAUGCACGAAGGAGGGGGAUUGAUAGUCGAUGAAAUAGAUGAGACCUACUUUGAGACACUCGAUGAGCUCAUUGCGAAGUGUUUCCCUACAGCACGACAAUUCAAGACGAGAAAAGUCACUGGAAGAGUCACCGAAAACGAUGUAAAAGCGGUGGUUAAGAUGGCGCAAGAUGAUUCUCUUUUGGCAUCGACUUCGACUAGCGAUAAGAAUGCAAAGAUAUCAGAUAGGGAAGUGAAGGAAGGAGAUUUGGCUUGUCAGAUCCCUGGCUGUGAACAGGUGUUGAAAAAAGGGAAAACCGGAAUGAAAUAUCUUCGAGUACAUGCACGAGUUCAUCAUCCGAUCAAGAGAUUUCACUGCUCGAUGUGCAAUCAAGCCUCAAUGACAAAAUUAAACGUCGUUCAUCAUCAAAAGCGAAAACAUAACAAUCUUGGAUCAAUCGUUGACAUUGCGGACAAAAACUACUUUGAUAUUCUCUCAAGUAUCACAAAGAAGUGUUUCCCAGAGUACGUCGGGAGAAACGUCGCCAGAAAGAGAACAAAACGAGAAGAGAUUGAAAAUUCACGCGAAUCAAUCAAGAAAGAUGAUGAAAGCGAGGAUUUUGAAGGGGAAACUUUUGCGUUUGAGGAUUUCGAUGUUUCUAAAAACGAACCGGAUCCCGUCGACAUCGCCGAAGAAGACCACCUUUGUAUGCAAAUUGAUACGAAAGUCAAGGAGGAGAUUUUCAAGGAGGAGGAGAAGGACGAAGACGCGCUGAAUGUCGACUUGUUGUUGGAGCAAUCGGCUGCUAUGCGCUCGGUUUCACAAAUUCAACAAGUUCGGGUCAAGUUGGAGUCGAUCGAUCAGAAAGAGGCGAUCCCCGUGUUGUUGUUGACGCCAAAAGGAGAGCUCCUAAGUCAAGAUGAGCGUCUUCAAGACAGA
Molecule: messenger RNA, 2928 nt
Organism: Mesorhabditis belari
Lineage: Eukaryota; Metazoa; Nematoda; Chromadorea; Rhabditida; Rhabditidae
Source: the annotation of a GenBank genome assembly